GGAAAUCUCCGCCACGUAAGGAAAGGAUGUUUAGGAUGUCUGAAAAACAACCUUCGUCGGAACCUAAGCAAAAACACAGGAGGGGAAAUCCGCAGGUUUCUUCAACACAGAAUCGUGGUUCCUGGAAAUCUCCGCCACGUAAGGAAAGGAUGUUUAGGAUGUCUGAAAAACAACCUUCGUCGGAACCUAAGCAAAAACAUAGGAGGGGAAAUCCGCAGGUUUCUUCAACACAGAUGGAAAUGGAAACAUGCAAGUUGGAACUUCCUGCUCAGAACAAUCUUUCAAAAUUUGAAAGUUGGUACAGGACAUCAACAAUGUCAACUGGAGAGGCUAGUAGCAGCUGUGGCAUGCUCACGAGAGCAAACAUGAAGCAGAAGCAUGGUUCUGGGAGGUCUCCGCCGCCUCCUGAACGAGUGAUGUUUGGGAAGCAAAAGCAAAAGGAGGUCCAGGAGACACACCCAAUAAAGAAGAAAUCCUAAUCUUUGACGAAUUAUAGGUGGAAAAAGGAUUCACCUUUCCACGAAAGAAGAUUAAGAUAGACUGCCUGGGAUUUUUGUCACCUCCACGAAAGAAGUUUAAAGAUGGACUGACUGGGAUUUUGUCACCUCCACGAAAGAAAUUUAAGAUGUACUGAAAAUCUCCGCCACCUUCCCAGGAAAGAAGUAAAUGGAUUGAACAUACUUACUGUAAAUGUUCAAGACUAAAGUGUGAUUUAUAUCCGUCAGUUUGCUAUAAGAAAUAGUAAACAUAUAUAUUUAAAAUGUUUGGACCUGUUAAUUCCGCCUGGCUCUUUUUCCACAUGGAUAAUAUUGUUUCAUGCUAAGGCAUAUC
This is a messenger RNA of Triticum aestivum (bread wheat), 831 nucleotides long. RefSeq lists its product as uncharacterized. Lineage: Eukaryota; Viridiplantae; Streptophyta; Magnoliopsida; Poales; Poaceae. The transcript has 5 exons. The record is from RefSeq and is a predicted model, not a curated record. Bases 27 to 479 code for a protein of 150 amino acids.